Molecule: messenger RNA, 3228 nt
Organism: Saccharomyces paradoxus
Lineage: Eukaryota; Fungi; Ascomycota; Saccharomycetes; Saccharomycetales; Saccharomycetaceae
Gene: DSE4
Product: endo-1,3(4)-beta-glucanase
Exons: 1
Coding region: 1-3228 (1075 amino acids)
Cellular component (GO): cell surface
Molecular function (GO): glucan endo-1,3-beta-D-glucosidase activity; endo-1,3(4)-beta-glucanase activity
Source: RefSeq, a predicted model, not a curated record
AUGCAGUUAUAUUUAACACUUAUCUUUCUAUUAAGUUUGGUUGAAUGUUCAUAUAUAAGUUUCAUAUCGAAUAAUGCAGACGAAAUAUUGGAAACCGAUGUAAUUGAAACUUUAUCGUACGCUACGGUGACAAUAGGUGAGCCUUAUGUUGCACAAUCGGUAGUGGUAACAAGAGUAUCCGCAUCUUCUCAUAGCCCUCUAACAGUUUCGCCAAAAAAUAGAGUGAGCGCAUCUCCGAUUAAUUCACAAGGCAGCGAUUCUACUUUAAGAACAGUAAUUCAACCUUCUUUGUUGUCAUCAAAUUACGCAAGCCAAUUCUCUCAAACAAUAAGCGCACAAUCCAAUAAUGAUCCUACUGUCACCGGUUUAAAUAGUUACACAAAUGAUGGUUCGAAAACCAUAAGUUCAGUAGACAGUUUAAGUUCGGUUUCUGGCGUUCCUUCGGUUUCAGGCGUUCCUUCGGUUUCAGGCGUUGCUUCGGUUUCUGUCGUUGCUUCGGUUUCUGUCGUUGCUUCGGUUAUUUCUAGUGCUCCAACAAUGCGUAAAGUCACUACAUUAUUAUCUCAAACUGCUUCGACUUCGACUUCGACUUUGUUUUCUUCAUCUUUAUCUAUCUCAGGGACACAGUUAAAUGGCACUUUAUUAACUUCUGUUUCAAGAGGUACGAUCGAUCCACUGGUAACUCAAAUGCCUUCCUAUUCCUCCCAAGAAACAAAAAUAAUUCCUUCUUCAUUGACCUCGAAUAAAACAAUAUAUACUAUUUCAGUCAGCGCAAAUACAGCUACAGCUACUAGCAGAGAAUCCUCCUUUGCUUCAACUCCUGCUUCCUCGACUUUGUUCUAUCCAUCCAAUUCCACUCAGGAUUUAGUCCAAUCGCUGGCAUCUUCAACAGUAAGCCCUACUUACCCAUCCAAUACGACUCAAAUCACUCUUUCUCCAUCAGUAUCACUAUAUUCCACGGCUAGUCCAAUUUACCCUUCAAAUAUAACAGAAAGUGUUCUUUCUUCAUCAUCACCAUUACUAUCAUCAACUGUUAGUCCGGUUUAUCCAUCAAAUUCAACACAAAAUACUCUUUCCACAUCAUUAUUUUCGACGGUAGAUUCUUCUUCCUCUUCACUUUAUUCGACAUUAGAUACCAUUUAUGUAUCUUCCUCAACACAAGCCACCAUCUCUUCAUCAUCAUCUUCUGAACAAACAAGCACUUCCCCUUCUUCUUUGUCAACCUCUACUAGCAGCACGGCUACCGCAACGGAGAACUUCUCAACUACGACUAUUGUCAAUCUUUUCAAUGCUGUUUCAACAGAUGAACCACCAACUGUUUUCAACAGAUCUCCAAAUCCUAUGUCAUUGGCUGAUGGGGUGUCAAACGACGGUCCCAUCCAAACAAACAAGUUUUACACAAAUUUGAUUGUUGGUAGUCAAGAAUCACCAGCAUUUGUGUACCCUUAUUCAUUAUGGAAGUAUACCUCAAGUUCAUAUGGUUUUGCUGUUCAACAUACAACAGUAGACCAAUAUAGCUACGGUGGUUAUGACAGUUCCGGUAACGCAGAAUAUUUGGUCAAUCCCUUGGGAAUUGCUCAUGUUGUUUUCUCUGCUUCGAAUUUUGACUCAAGUAUGACUAUGCAGGUUGAUGAAAUGACCCUGUCUUCAACAAGGGUCGUGUUAUCAGAAUCUAAUGGUUCUUCAAAUUACCUCGAAAUUCCUUUGGUUCAAGGCAUGGGAUUUGCAACCGGUAUAUACCAUGGCUCUUUAAAUGCCAAAAUUGGUUCCAGCGUCGGAUUCAAUACCAUUGUUUCUGAAUCAUCAAGCAACUUAGCUCAGGGUAUUCUCAAAUAUCGCAUCACCCUGUUGAAUGGGGUCACUUGGUUAUGUUUCGUGAUAGGACCAGAUGAUUUAGCCUCAACCGACUUUUCAUUGCAGGUGACCUCAGAAUAUGAAAUUGAAGCAAACACUAGUGUUGAUGGUCUUAUUAUUCAAUUAGCCGUUGCACCUUCCGAAACGGAUUACGAAGUCUUUUAUGAUCAAGCCGCAGGUAUGUACGUUACUGAUUUCAAACUGCAGGGUGUUUCUGACGGUUCUACUGCUACAUAUGAAUUUUCUUAUACCACUCAAGGUGAGUCGGCAUCAGGUAGCACAAUGAUUUUUGCCUUGCCCCAUCAUGAAUCUUCAUUUAGUGAUGCAAUGCAAGACUACUAUACCGGCAUUCAACUGGCUUCUACAACUAAAGGUGUAAUGAAUGGUUAUUUAACAACAAGCCUACAAUUUUCCACCUCCUUGAACAGGCAAAUAUCCUGGUUACCAUGGUCCUCUCAACUUGGCUCUACUCCUCUAGAGUAUUCUGAAGAGCAAUUGCAAUUACUAGCUGAAGUUGCUAAUUCCGAAUUACAGGUCAGUAUUUCGGAAAGUAUAAGCGGAUUGAACACAUAUUAUUUGGGUAAGGUUAUUGAUAAGUAUUCUUAUAUUCUUUUAACGGUCUCUGAAAUCAUCCAAGAUGAAGCCAGCACUAAGAGUACUUUGGAAAACAUCAAAUCGGCCUUUGAAAUCCUGCUACAAAAUGCGCAAACCUAUCCACUGAUUUACGACACAAAGUUUAACGGUUUGGUCAGUUCAGGAGAUUGGGGUUCGACCAGCACGCAAUACGAUUUUGGUAACACCUAUUACAAUGAUCAUCAUUUCCAUUAUGGUUACAUUAUUCACGCAGCUGCCGUCAUUGGCUACGUUGACUCUAAACUAAAUGGUACUUGGGCUACCGACAAUAAAGAUUGGGUCAAUUCAUUGGUAAGAGAUGUCGCCAAUCCAUCUGAAAAAGAUGCAUACUUUGCACAAUCAAGAAUGUUUGAUUGGUUCAACGGUCAUUCAUGGGCAGCUGGACUUUAUGAGAACGGUAACGGUAAGAACGAAGAAAGUAGUAGUGAAGAUUACAAUUUUGCCUAUGCCAUGAAGUUAUGGGGGGCAACUAUCGGUGAUCAGUCAAUGGAAUUGAGAGGUGACUUGAUGAUUAGCAUAAUGAAGGAUUCCAUGAACGACUAUUUCUAUUAUCAAAAUGACAACACAGUUGAGCCUGAAGAAAUCAUAGGGAAUAAAGUGAGUGGUAUUUUAUUCGACAAUAUUAUCGAUUAUACCACUUAUUUUGGAACAAAUACAGAAUACAUCCACGGUAUUCAUAUGCUACCUAUCACACCGGUUUCUUCUAAUAUUCGGUCUGAGACUUUCGUCGAAGAAGAAUGA